GACUCAGUGAUCCGUUUGUCACGAUAUAUUUAAUGUCAAACUCUUCACAUAGGUAUAAUACUUCAGUGAAAUCAGGCACCCUUAAUCCUUCAUGGGAGGAACAUUUUUCAUUACCGAUGUCUUCAAAUCUGCACGAAGAUUCAUUGAUUUUAGAAGUAUGGGAUUUUGAUCCAGCAGAGACGGUAAAAGAAAAGUUAACAAAGAUACUCGAAGUAAAAGGUGCAAAAGGUCUGGGAAAGCUGAUGAAGGAGAUUGCUAUUACAGCAUCCACGGGGAAACACGACAACGAGCUCAUUGGGACGUCCAACAUUCCACUCAAGUCAAUCCCAGCAAGCGGUAUGACGAUGUGGUUUAACUUGAGUAAGAAAAGCAAGCUGCGCCGACAGGGCGUGGUGAAGUUACGUCUCAACUUCUCCGCGGAGAAAAAUUCACAAGUUGCCGCGCAGGAGCACAGACACUUGCUCAGAAUACUGCUACUGCACGAGCUAGAGACAUCUAAGGUGGCGCCGUAUUGGUGGUGCGGUAACUUCAGCGCGCCCGCUGAGGCUAUCCUCACACAGCACGCUGCGCAGAGCGGGCUCAGUCAGACUGACAACUGGCUGGCGCAGUGGACGGUCUACUGCGCAGUCACAACCAACCAUCCUCUUAGCUUCGCACUCUUCAAUCAAUUGCUGGAAAAGGUCACGAAACCUUUGCAGGCUGGAUUAGUUAACGAAGAGGACGUCAAAUUAUUCUGGGACGGUGCGAAAAAGUUGCUACCAACUUGUUACAGCCACAUUAGGAAAUUGAGGAAAAAGACUGCCGGCGAUAAGACUGUGAUGAAGACCCUUAGAGAAGUUCUGAAGGUCCUCUACCGUCUUUCAGUCCUCGAUGUGCCGGAAUCAUUGGAAUUGUUCCCUGUUAAUUUGUACGGCUGGUUGAGGGAUACUGACGAUGGUACCAAAUUGUCAAUCCACGAAGUUUUACACCAAGCGGCGGUACAAGGAGCGUCCGAUUGGUUCGUUCAUAUUCUUGACAAUAAUGAAUGCAAGGACAGGACUGAGGACUCCAGGUUGCAGCAUCUGAUCAGGGUCAUACAGUUGGUGCGGUCAGAUCUGCAGCGUGCCGUGGAAUAUUUUGAUAGAGUUUUCAUAGAAGUGAUGAGUUUUCCAUAUUCGAAAAUCUUAUAUGGUGUAUACGAGAAUAAGAUAGCUUCGUUAGUUGAGCCUGAAGUUAUACAAGUGUGUAAGAGCCUGAAACGGCUUCAGUACAACGAGGGGUCAACAAACAGUGUGCACCUCGCCGGCGGACUCAACGGGGACUCCCCGCUCGGAGCACCGCGCGUCAGCAACGAGCCAUUGACAAUGGGCACUACACUGUUCGAACUGUAUCUAACGCUACAAAGGUUCUUGGCUCUUGGACAAGGUCUUAAUGAAACCGAUUGGAAUUCAUAUUCAAUAUCAAAGUUCCAUUCUUGGUUCUACGGGGGAGUGGCACAAUGGUUGGAUAUAGCCGCAUUCAAAGCUCUAUCACGUAUAGAAAAAGCGGUAGAGAUAGAUAACUUAGUACCAGUGGAUACAAAUGUGAAGUACAGCAGUUCUGGUGUGGACACGCUGGCUAUAUUCUAUCAAAUCAAGAUAUUUUGGCAACAACUCGCUUGGCCAGAUGUAGAAGGAUGUUAUGCAUUCGUUGCUAAAAUUAUUGAUGACAUCUGCCGCUGCUGCGUGUUCUACUCGGACAAGAUGUGCAGCCGGGUGGAGACUGAGGGUCGCGUGAGCACGGUGCUGGAGGAGCGGUUCGAGGUGACGACGCAGUGGUGUCUCGCCAUCAACAACAUCGACUACGUGCGCCAGAGUCUGCGCCCCUUCGUACACGAGCUCGGCAUGGACGACAUCAUUAACACCAUGUGUGAAGCUAGAUCUCCCUUAGAAGCUCAGAGAUGCAAGGAGACACUCCAAAAUGUUAUAGAAAAUGCAAUAGAUACAGUUAAGAAUAAAAUCGUUGAGCUUUUAGAGAUUAUGGUGAAAAAGAUGAUGCCGUCCAUCACACGUUUCCUGAUAGAGGGAGCGGAACUGCUGCAUCAGAAUUGCUCCAGUAUGGACCGAGUCCUGCGUUAUCUGGAGGCCAACCUUGACACACUUUACCAGCAUUUGAAUAAUGAAAAUUUCUCAAGAACAUUAGACAUUGUGUGGGAACAACUGGGCGAAGUUUUAUAUGAACUGGUACAGGCUAAUUUAGAGCACCGAAGGGCAAAGAUAACUCGCUAUAUCGACCCGAGACGCUUGACCAAGUCAACAGCCGCCCAUUUGGACGCGAAACGUCGGCCGCCAUCUUUCUUUUCGAACUUACACGAAUGUCUGAAGAUAAUGGUCCGAUCGUUCCGACAAGAUAAUAAAGAAGUUUACACAUCGGAGACAUUGAAGAGAGUAGAAUAUUUACUGAAGAUCCACGGCAUGGAGACAAGAGAACUCAUCCAUCAGUACCAUUUAGAGAGGUGGCAGGAACAACAAGCUAUUACUGAACCCAAAAUGGGCAUAUUGACAGUUCGCGCGCAAUUUAUAGAAGAUAAUUUGAAAAUAGAAAUUAUGAACGCCAGGAAUCUUAUGCCUACUGAUUCUAAUGGUCUAUGUGAUUCCUACGUGCGUGUAGCGUUGUUGCCUGAAGACACUUUCGCUAACGUGACGAAACCCAAAACGCAGACACACAGCAAGAAUCUGUUCCCACUCUACGAUGAAAUGUUCCUCAUUCCUCUAUCGCCGGAGCAGCGACGUACAACAGACGGGCUGCUGCACCUGGUGGUGAAGGACAAGGACAUGUUCAGCAUGAGCAACGCCUUCGUGGGCGAGGCGUACUUACACUUCGGUGAAGUGCCCAACACGCCCGCGCCCAUCAGCUCCCUGCCGCAGCAACAUCUGCCACUCACCAGGCCGGAUAAUAUAGAUGGCGAUGCAAUCAAGGCUUUAGAAUCUAGACAAGGAGACAAACAAGCCAGAGAGUUUCUUAAGAAGCAGAGGCAAAAAAUGCCAAGCAAACAGUUCUUCUCACUCGGUUAAGAUUGCCUACUAGUUGUAUGGAUUACGCACAUGUUUCCUUAUAAGGUGCUAAAUUAUCAGAUAAAUUGUCAUAUACAAAAUAAUAAAAAAAAACAUUAAAUAUCAUACAUUUUAUUUAAAUAAUAAUGGCAGGUAAUAUUAAUAAAAUCCUUAGCUUUUAGCAAUUUUGAAUGUUUAGGAAAAACAUUUGCGAUUAAAAAUCGAUUCAAUAAAGCAAAUAAAUCGAUUCAAUUAUAGUUUUAAUCGACUUAAUAUUUAUUUGUAAUUUUUUCUUUAGUAAAUAUUCAGUCGUAAUCUCAUAAGAUUAAGUCUUAAAAUUAAAAUUGGCAAUAAAUCAUAUCAUGUUUUUUGUAAUUCUUUUUUAUUGCAACAUUUAUGAUAUUUGGCAUUUUAUUGCAUUAACUUGAGUUUGUAUUUGGGAAUGUUUUGAAUGAAUAGGUUAAUAAACUUCAAAAUACAAUUAAAAACGGUUUUAAAGAAUUCAAAGGAACUGGUCAGUCGACAGUAGGGGCGUUAGGGUAGACCCAGUUGGGGCAAUUGCCCAGGGCGCCGGGCAUAAAGGGGCGACGCAAGCACCGGAGUUGGAUAUAUAGAGGCGCCAACGAUGCUCUUUAAGCUUAUCUUAGGAAGAUUUUCCUCGAUACUAUUAAAAGGCGCCGUAAAAAUCUCGCCCAGGGCGCCGGGAAUGCUAAAACAGGGCCGGUUUUAGCAUUCCCGGCGCCCUGUCGCAAUAUCCAAUAGUUCAUACAACUAAUGAUGUAUUGCUUAUAAGCGGGGCUAGACAAAAGUGCAUUUGCUUAGAAGCAAUUUCAUAACGAACUUCAAAAAUAUAUAGAACUGACCAUAACUAUUGAUAAGUCACGUGAUUGUUGCGCGUCAGUUAUAUACAUUUUUGAAAAUCGCUGUGAAAUCGCUUUGGGGCGAAAGCACUUUUUCUAGCCCCGAAGAUCUACAGUUUUGUAUGUCGUAACCGCAUGUUUUAAGCAAUGUAUAGAGAUUUGAGUUAAGAUGCGAGAACUUGCUGUUUUUUAUGAAAAAAAAAAACUAUCAUAGUUGUAGAUAUCUUGUAGUGAUGUUCUGUGAUAGAAAAGAAGUGCCUUAUCAGAUACUUUUUUAUUUUGUAUUUAUAAUUAAAAAAGUACAUAAAUUAAAAAAAAAACUUCAAAGUGGCACAAUGAAGUGUUACUUUCGUCUCAGCUUUUUUUUCUUUUUUUUUUAAUUAUUUUAUUACUGUGCGUUUCCACUGACCAUAAACAAAUAAUAAUAUGUUUUUGUACAAGUAUAAGGGCAGUUGAAACACAAAGUAAGAGUAAAUUGUAUUUUACAAGAGAAUAUGUAUUGUUUAUUUAUUUUAAUAAAAGA
Molecule: messenger RNA, 4394 nt
Organism: Papilio xuthus (Asian swallowtail)
Lineage: Eukaryota; Metazoa; Arthropoda; Insecta; Lepidoptera; Papilionidae
Product: C2 and C2B_Munc13-like domain-containing protein staccato
Exons: 16
Coding region: 33-3032 (999 amino acids)
Cellular component (GO): secretory vesicle
Source: RefSeq, a predicted model, not a curated record